GAGAAAAGAGGAGAGAAGAGGAAGAAGCUGAGUGACGUCACACGUUGUUGCUGCUGUACGACCCUUUACGUCGCGAGCUUCAUGUCUUUUUAAAAGCACACUUCUAAAUACAGGCAGGUCCCGAGUGUGUGUGGGGAUUAAAAUGAAAUAAACACACUCCCGCACAGUUAAGUGAUGCCAUAGACGAAGGAGGCAGAGCCCAGUCUUCUCCAUCAGGGAGGAGAGAGGUCUCCUCAGCAAUGGCCACUGAACUCCACGAGACCAUAUUCAUGGCCAAACAGGAGCGCCACAAGAACCUGUUCCUCAACUACAAGAACCUGAACAUCUUCCCCGUGGAGCUGCUGAAAGAUGAAGGCCUGCAGUAUCUGGAGAGACUGUACAUGAAGAGGAACUCGCUCACUACACUGCCUGACAAUCUUGCUCAGAAGCUCCCCAACCUAAUUGAACUGUAUUUGCACUCAAACAACAUAGUGAUUAUUCCUGAAGCUAUUGGAAACCUGGCCAGGCUGCAGUCCUUGGAUCUGAGCAGUAACGCCCUCCAGCUCCUCUGUCCAGAGAUUGGCCGACUGAGGUCCCUGCGGCACCUGAGACUGUCCAAUAACCAGCUGAAAUUCCUUCCUCCAGAGAUCGGUGAUCUGCAUGAACUGGAGACUCUGGACGUGUCCAUGAAUCAGCUGAUGUCUCUACCACAUCGUCUGCAUCGCUGUUUGUCUCUACAGAAUCUGACAGCCGACCACAACCUGCUGUGCCGUGUUCCCCGGCAGCUCUGCUGGCUCCACCGCCUCAACCAGCUCUCCAUGGCCGCCAACCGGCUGACCUUUCUACCGCUGGAUCUGGGCAGAUCGCGGGAGCUGCAGUUUGUUUUUGUGGACAAUAACGUGGACCUGAAAGGCCUCCCCUCAUACUUGUAUAACAAGGUCAUCGGCUGCAGCGGGUGCGGAGUGUCAUCGCAGGUGUUGGAGGGCGACCUGAGAGAGGUCCCGGGUAAGGCGCUGAGUCAAGCUCUGGUCGGGUUAUCAGCUGAAGUGAAGGUGGUUGGCUCAGAGACGGAGAACGUGGUUCCCCUGGAGGAGCUCGCCAUGAGGACACUGCACCGCAUCUACCACCACCGGCCAACAGACCCGAACUUGCUGCCUCCCAUCACCCUCCCAAAGAGCCUCCUGGACCUGCUGCAGUUCCCCCUGGGUCACUGUCACCGCUGCAGCCAGGCCAUGUUCACCAUCAUCUACCCCAAACUAUUCCCCCUCCGUGACACCGCCCUGGCAGGAGUGCACCGCAGGACGACUGUGAGUUUUGUGGCCUAUUGCUGCUCCAGUCACUGCCUCCGGACUUUUGACCUCCAGGGUUGAAUUCCCUUUAUUCGCCCUUUUACACAUUCGAUGAAGAAGCUGUUGACUGGGUGUCCAGCAGGUGUCAGAUAAAGAGCUUGUUGUUUGUGUGGAUCUUGAAUCAGUGUGCUGCCACAGGGCAGGAAGUCUGUGCUUGAAACAAAGAACCACAGAUUUGCAGCGUCUGGGGAUGUUUGAUGGAUCAGAUCAUGGACACAGGGCUCGUUCUGCAGCGUUUCAACAUGGUAGACAAAGACUCAAACCUACAUGGAGCUUCUGUCGGGAGUCAAACUUGAACGAUUGCACCGCUGUGUGUGUGUGUGUGUGUGUGUGUGUGUGUGUGUGUGUGUGUGUGUGUGUGUGUGUGUGUGUGUGUGUGUGUGUGUGUGUGUGUGUGUGUGUGUGUGUGUGUGUGUGUGUGUGUGUGUGUGUGUGUGUGUGUGGUGAGGGUCAACAUAAUAACUACUGUGUGAGGGCUGUGCACCACUGGGCUUCUGUCUAGAAACUAACAGUAUUAUACCUAAUGUAACUCACAAAUGGGCACUUUUUAAGAACAAGCACUGUUUGAUAUUUGUGAAAUCAGUAACUUCUCACACAGGCAUCCCAUGUGUGUGAUUGGGGAGUCAAUUCAUAUUAUUAAUAUGGUUCAUUUGACUGAUUACUCAGGACUAUUUGAAGGCUUAUAAUUUAAAAUAAUAUGCAUCUGUGUGAUAUGUGUAAUUUACAGCAGCGGAGAAGAACCUACCACAUUAACUUUCCUAGAGAAGCCAUGUGUCUUUGAGCAUGUGACACUCGUCUCACAGUGACAUCUGAAUUUAUACACUCUGUCAACAUGACACAUUUCAUGAGAUCAGACUUAUGGUCGUCAGUGUGACUUUAUUUCUAAAAUCUUGUCUCCAGUCAAUAAGAUGAGCCAAGGAUUGGUUUCACAUAUUUGUUAAACGGAUACCAGAAUGUUGUCAGUUCUUUUCUAAGGCAGGUAUCCAUUUUUAAAUGAUGGCUGGUUUUGGAGAAAAAAGUAAAUAUGUCAUUUAUAUUUUAAAAACAAAUUUUUCCAUUACCAGCAUUUAAAUUUAAUAUCAGUGUAAAAUUUCAGGAUUCCACAUAGAUUCUUCAGAGGCACCGUUCGAUUCUCUCGUUGGACUGACGCCUGAGUGUUGAUAUUCAUGACUAUGUUGUACAGUGUAAGUUUUGUUUUGAUUGUGUUGCUUUUGGCAGUAAAUGUUGACCGAUGUU
Molecule: messenger RNA, 2564 nt
Organism: Hippoglossus stenolepis (Pacific halibut)
Lineage: Eukaryota; Metazoa; Chordata; Actinopteri; Pleuronectiformes; Pleuronectidae
Gene: lrrc28
Product: leucine rich repeat containing 28
Exons: 10
Coding region: 240-1349 (369 amino acids)
Molecular function (GO): protein binding
Source: RefSeq, a predicted model, not a curated record